Molecule: messenger RNA, 1033 nt
Organism: Megalops cyprinoides (Indo-Pacific tarpon)
Lineage: Eukaryota; Metazoa; Chordata; Actinopteri; Elopiformes; Megalopidae
Gene: tmbim4
Product: transmembrane BAX inhibitor motif containing 4
Exons: 7
Coding region: 93-803 (236 amino acids)
Biological process (GO): negative regulation of apoptotic process
Cellular component (GO): membrane
Source: RefSeq, a predicted model, not a curated record
CAAAGCGGAAGUUGAGCGACUGCUCUUAUCUCUUUACAAAGCUGGUCAGAAAAUACGACAGGACCUGACUGUCUCCAUUUUGCUCUUUAAAAAUGAGUACAGAAAAAUACCCCAGAUCUUCCAUUGAAGACGAUUUUAACUAUGGGACAAAUGUGGCGACGGCAAGUGUGCAGAUCCGAAUGGAUUUUCUGCGCAAAGUCUACACCGUCUUGUCACUGCAGAUAAUACUGACCACUGCCACCUCUGCAUUGUUUAUGUUCUGCGAUACCAUCAAGGACUUCGUUCACUCAAGCCCGGCUUUGGUGUUGGUGUCGGCGAUUGGCUCGUUGGGUCUGAUCUUCGCUCUGGCCAUUUACCGCCAUCAGUAUCCAAUCAACCUCUACCUACUGCUGGGAUUUACUCUUGUGGAGGCUAUCUCUGUUGCUACUGCUGUGACCUUCUAUGAGUAUUCCAUAGUGCUCCAGGCCUUUGGCCUCACAGCCGCUGUAUUUCUGGGAUUGACUGCCUACACUUUUCAGUCUAAGAGGGACUUCAGCAAGCUGGGAGCAGGACUGUUUGCCUGCCUCUGGAUCCUCAUUAUUGCAAGCUUCAUGAGUGUGUUCUUCCACAACGACACGGUGGAGCUGGUGUUCGCCGGGGCCGGAGCCCUGCUGUUCUGCGGCUUCAUCAUCUACGACACUCACCUGCUGAUGCAUCAGCUGUCCCCCGAGGAGCACAUCCUGGCCUCCAUCAACCUCUAUCUGGACAUUGUCAACCUCUUCCUGCACAUCCUGCGUGUCCUGGAUUCCAUGAAGAAGAACUGAGUCGCGAGGGCUCCCCCUGCUGGUGUGGAGAUGGGUCAACACCUGAAUUCGUAGGGAAAGGGGGGCAGAGAUGAGCAGAGCCCCAGCUUUGCUGUAAGAUGUGAAUUAUGAUUGUUAAAGUUACCUUUUUCCCCCCAUAGUUUUCUUAAUUUCUGGGAUUUGUUCUGUAUAUUUACAUGUGUUGAUGUGAUUUUCAGUAUGAAAUAUUAAAUGUUGAAUUGAAGAAGUCU